UACAUCGAGGCCAGGACACGCGACCCGAGAUAGCGCCGAAUCAACCAAAAACCAAAAACCCCAAGUGCCAAGUGCCGUGUGAAGAGGCCACAAUCAACUAACUAACUAACUAACUAACUGCCUCCAGAAACUGUGCGAUUUAAACUAAGACCAAAAAUACAAGUGCAUCAGUGCCCGGGAAAAACCUUUAAGCAAACAGCAGGCGAAGUGAAUUAACCAUAAACAAAACCCCCAAAAGAAAACCGUAGUAAGGCAAAAACGAAAUUUAAACGUCUCUGCAUAUUAAUCAGAACGUGAAACGUGAACAGGUUCAAGUCCUAGACAACUUAUCACCGAGGAUUUACGCAGACAGACUCAGGACACGAAUGCGAGUGUGGAGCAAAAGGCGGCGCUAAUCAACGGCCAAAGCAGACGACAUCCUUCCCGACAGGACACUCCCACCUCCCCAAACAAAAAAAAAAAUAAAUACACAAGGAGCUGGAGCAGAAGCCGCCUCAUUUGGCCACUGCGGAUUAUGUUAAUUAGAUUUUAAGCACGCGACGACAACGACGCCAGGGGAGCACUUGGCAUUGUAAUGUGACAACAGUUGGCUAAAAACAACAGGACCAAAACAUCGGCAUCAGGAGUAGCAGGAAUGCUCGCUUUUUAAUUGACAUUUGCUCGAGUUGAGUUGCGUUUUGUUUAACAGCAAUUAGCAUCACGAAAAUAGCAGAAAGAAAAAAACAAAAAAAAAGAAAACACAAAGGAGCGCAAUUAAAAUUGUAAAACAAUUGCAGGACGUUGAAUUGAAAAAGGGGGAACAAUAACAGACGACCCGGAAUAGAAUGAUCAAGUUGAUUUAAUUAAAAAUUCAGCAUCUGUGUGCAAUGGAAUUCGAGCACGCAGCUUGAGCAAUGGCCGCCGGACCGGAAACGCAGCCAUUGCCCUCGGGCAACAUCCGCCUCUGACUGCCGCCGACACUUGUCACAUGUUUGGCCAAAAAGGCGCGCACGUGACGCCCCAGCGAAGCCGAUGAACGAACGGAUGAACGAGGAAAUGAAUGAGCCAGCAGCCAUAUUCAAAAUUGAACGUUAAACGUUCGCACGUACCGAGCAUAAAUUCCAAGUGAAAUAAAAGCCAGCAAAAAAAAAAAGCACAGCCGUAGACCUUCCAAUUUAAACCAGGAAAAUAGAAGAGAGCGGAAAGUGGGGCGCAAAAUGGUGAAAAUCGUGAGCGAACGCUGUGAUCUAGGCCUGGCCCUUUUCCUGGCCUGGACAUGGCUAACAAGGCUGGUGGUUGCGGCCCAACUGGCCGAAGUCCCCAACCCAUCCCGCCUGGCCGCCGAGAGGGAGGAGCAGCAGUUAUCCCUCCAGGAUGUCGGUGGCCUCAGCUACCAGAGCAUCCACCGAAUGUUGAGGGACGAAAACGAACCGGCCAGCUUUCGGGGGGAGUUACGUUACCAACAGAAACGUCACAAACGGGAGCUGGAGUUAAAUGCUCCGGCGAAUAAGCUCAACCUCACACACCGCGACUUGAGGACAUUUAACAGCAGUGGUGGCCAGUGGAAGGGCGACUUCCAGGUGAUCACCGCCAUGGAUCUGAGCAGCAAUCAAUUGAGCAGUCUGAGCUUGGACCACUUCAAUCAGCUGAGGCAGCUGGAUGUGGGCAAUAAUUCCUUGGCGCUUAUACCGCUGAGUUUAGCCGAUACCAACCACUCACUUCCCCUCGUGACGCUCGAUCUUUCCUGCAAUCGAUUCAGACAGAUUUCCACCAGCUUCUUUGCCCAGCGUCUGCCUCAACUAAAAAAUCUUAACUUGGCUCACAAUCAAUUGCUAAACAUUUCCCGGGAAUCCUUCUACAGUUUGCUUGAACUGCAAACACUGAUUCUCAGUCACAACAACAUCUCGGAUAUCGACUACGAAACCUUUCUGGCUCUUCCGAAUCUGCAGCACCUGGAUCUAUCCUAUAACCGCUUAAGUGGUUCUGCGAUUCGAGCUCUGCAGGGAAUUCCGGACCUCGUCAGCCUUUCCAUCGCCUACAAUCCGGAAGUGGGCGUUGCGAUGCAGGAGUUUGUGGCAUCCUGGAGCCUCAAGGAGUUGGAUGCCAGCGGCACUGGGUUGUGCCAGGUUCCAGCGGCUCUAGCGCAAUCGGUUAGGACCCUCAAGUUGUCCGACAACUGGCUGAAGGCCAUCAAUUGCGGCGACAUGGACAGCUAUCCACUUCUGCAGUACCUGGACCUCUCGCAAUCCCGCAUUGCCCAAGUGGAGGACGAUGCCCUGGGGCGAUUGGAGCUCCUCGAAUCCCUUUUCCUGGAUCACAAUCUCCUUGUGCGAGUGCCCAGCAGUCUGCCACCGUCGCUGGAACACCUGUUCCUGCAGCACAAUCAGAUAAUGGAGCUGCCGCCGCAGGCCUUUGUGGGCCUGGUCAAUCUGCAGACCCUGGACUUAUCCGGCAAUCGUUUGAUCUUUCUGCCUGCCUUUUCGCUGCCCAAGCUGCUCACCCUGAAUCUGCAAUCGUCCGGUGUGGAGAGCGUUAGCCAAUCGAUAGUGCACACACUGCCACAGUUGAGGGAUCUUCUUCUGGAGGACAACCCCAUAAAAUGCAGUGAUUUGCUGGCCAUUGCCGAGUGGGCCAGUCCUUGCAGGUCAGUGGAUGUGGGUCAGUCGAAUGGAAGGACUGCGAGUGGGCAGGUGGAUCUGAAGACGGAGUAUCUGCAGUUCCACGACUUUUAUGAGAACUUUAGCAGCCGUGAGUGCGGCGAAAGGAAGCCGGAAAAUGACACAAAGCCGCCCUCUUGCAGCCUAACAAGUGCAAUGGCAACAUUAGUGGCAACACCGAAAACUAUGUCAAAAGUUAAAAAGUCAAAGGGAGCAGACCUGGCAGCAACAUCAGCAGAAGCAGCAGCAUCAGCAAAAAUUUCAGCCGCACAUCCAGCAGAAGCACAGACAGCAGCAGCAGGGACAACUACAGUCGCAACAUCAGCAGAAAUAUCAGCAACAACACCAGCGGAACCAACAGCAACACCAACAUCCCCAGCAGCAGCAAUGCAAUCAGCUGGCAACAGCGUUGCCCAGUUAACCACAAAAACUUUGCGGCCAACAGAAACAACUUCGUUAGAGCAACUGCAGCAGCGGCAACAAAUGCCUGGCAUGCCGGCCAAAACAACAGCAAUGCCAGCAAAGAACCUGCCAAGUUUGGCCCAGACAAAGGCAACAACAGAGGUUCCCAUUUUGGCAACGCCAGCAGCAACAACACCAAUAAAUUCCAACAAGCCAACAACCGGGCCAGCGAACAUUAGCGGUACCACAAAAACAGCAGCAACAUCAGCUGCUGAAAUUGCAGAAGCACCAACAGCAGCAAUUGAAGUGCCACAAACAAUUUUGGGUGGUAAAAAAUCUGACAAAAUGCCAGAAGAUAAAACCCAGGAGACUUUAUUAAAAUACCCAAAAAGCGACACAUCCGGUCAAGUAGCAACACCGCCGCACAAACAUGCAACAUUGCAGCUGCAUGUUAAGGAUCGCCAUCUAAUUGGCACACCGCUGCUGAUGCACAAGGGCGAUGUCCUUUUGGUGGAUGCCGAGCAGUUGUUGCUGCCGGGGACGGCCACCGUGGCGGAUGCGGAAGUUCUGGACGCCAGCCAACAUCAGCUGGCGGAGCAGGAAAAGCACCAGUCAGCGGCUGAUAAGCGACAAGCGGAAGCAAUAAACGGCGACGCAAAGACGCCGCCAAAAAGCCACAAAAAGAAGCCGUCGCUGAGCAUCAAGAAGAUGACCUAUAGCACCAAACAUGCGGUAAAAACAGCAGUUGAAGAACUGGCAGCCACAUCAAAGACACCGCAACACCAACACAGCAGCGUGAACACACCCAAAGAGGCGACUCCAGAGGAGCUCAGCACUUUUGCCCAGCUAAAAGCCUAUGUGGAGCUGAAAAGCGAAUCGAAACCGGAACAUCUAAUGGACCAGCGGGAGGAAAACCUCCGCAAUCUUUCGGGAAAUCACCCGGGCGUUAUGUUGCUUGUGGCCUGCGUGUUGUUCAUCGUAUUGCUGGCUGGUUUGGCCCAUGUCUAUCGCUGCGAAUUGCCCUGGCAGAGAAGCAAUCGAUCCGGACAGUUGCGACCCCAUCAUCAGAGGCACCUCAACGAAACCGAUGAUGUGCAUAGCUUCCUGCACUAUCAGGGAUCCGUGAGUUCCGCGGGAGAUCCUGCCCGCCUCCAAAAGUGGCACCACAGCACCCGGAGAGAAGCUCCCUACAGCUCCCCCCUGCACAACCUACAAGCUCGCGAGCUGCAACAGCAACGCUGCCAGCAAUUCUACAGCUCCUCGCUGGCGGACAAGAGCUCCUCCACGACAUCCUCCUCAUCGGGCAGCAGCCGCAGUAGCCUGCACUCUCCCAGCAGGGACGACAGCUACUACAUAGAGAUGGCUCCAAGCAGUCCGCCCGCCACCCUGCCCAGUUUGCCCAUGGAACUGUUGGGCAGCAGGAGUAACGGAGCUAUCGGAUGCCGGGCGGACCGAGUGGCCGCCACCGACCUGGGCGGUACGACAGCAGCGGAACCUUCCUCGGCGGCAUCCAUUAAGUCUGUGAGCAGCAGACUGAUGGCCCCCAGUUCGCGGAGGCUGGGCAUCUGGUGACAAACCGUCUUCGGCCAGCGACAAUAUGCGCCCUUUCAGUAGAGUAAUAAAGUAAGUGUGAAUGGAGUCCGACCGACAAUCGUCAAUCUGCCAACUAAAUCAAACGAGUAAGAAAGAUACAGAUAGAGAGAAAGUAUAGACAGGUCAAAUAUCCAUACUUAACUAGUUUUCAUUCAAUUUGCUAAAAAGUUAAACAAUUUCAUGGUUUUUCCCUUUCAAAAUAUUUAGUAUUCAAUAUAUAAUUGUUCGCCGAAAUUAAAACCUAAAAUGGGUCAUGAAAAGGGUUCCACAAAGAUUAAAAAAUUCAUUAUUCUACAUUCAAAAAUUGACUUGUUUGUGGCAAUAAUAAUUAAUUGACUAGAUGUAUAAAAAAAAAAAUAACCCCAUUUAAAAAUAUUUCAGGUUACAAAGAUUCAAAGUUAAACUCCCAAGAGAAUAAAACUGGAAGCGCAGUUGUAAAAAAGAAAUAUAAAUGCCAGCAGAAGCAUUAUAUAUAUUACUUUGAGUUGGCUUCUGGCUUGAUUUAUGAUGCCUUGGUGCCCACACGUUGCAGGCCUCUUAGCGAUUCGGUUAGCAGCAACAAUUUGUCAUAAAUUCCUGUUACGUAUACGCCGCAUGUAACCGGGCAACGGCGGCAAGGCAACGAGCGUAGACAAGCGGCCAAGCCAAAUAGCCAACGCCAGCAAAGUUUUACGAGCCAUCCGAAGUCGAUGCCCAUCUUGUGGUCGUCUUUGGGUCAGUUUACUGGCCAAGAGCACCGUGUGCGGGCCAGUUAACUUUAUAUAAGUGCCUGUCCGUUUGCCAAGAUUAAGUGUUUUGAUAGUCAUGCAUAUAAAAAUGAAAUAUCGAUCAAGUAUUAAAUAACAAUUUAGUUUAUGACAGCCCCAAUUCAGUAAUCAGAAGUUGUAGCGGCAGAUGCUGAGCAAGGCGGAUAAAUCGAAGAAAAUUGGUUGAAAGUUAAUUCAAUAUGGGAGAUAAUUCAGAACAGGGAAGUAAUUUCUUACAAAUUGGUAAUUAUCUGUGACAAACCAAAAGGCCAUUGGGGUUAUUUUAUUAUUAUUAUUUUUUAGUAUCCUAUACUUAUGAAAGGAAUUUGUAUUGAUAUAUGGUACUUACUUGUUUUCAUUGUAAGCAAGAACAGUUUUAAAACUAAUUAGAGGAUUUUCCUAAAUUUUUUAGUAAACAAUUUUAUAUCAAAUGCUCUCAGAAGAUCAACUUUUUUAUCAUGUUUUCUGAGUGCGUCACUUUCCUGUUCCCAACUUUCAAGCCUUUUCCGACUUGCCUUUAUUAUCCUUUAAGCCUUUCUGUUCAACCAUGUUCAAUGCUUGACUAGAUCUUAACCUACUUUGCCAGCUGCUUCAGAUUCCAGAGUUUAAAUUGCAAUCUAAUUAAAGUUUCUUCUCUGUCCCUUCGACAAUUUCCACCCAUCCCCUGAAUGGCAGAAGUGUUUGCUAUCUGCGCUGGCAUCUAGCAUUCUUCACCCCAUUCAAAGAUGCUGGGGCAGCAGGACCAAAACACCCUCCUUCAGAAUCAGCCCGCACUUAACCUCAUUUUACAAAUUGACCAACACAACAUAUGGUGUAAAUCCAGCCAAAUGGCCAGACAUCUAAUCCGCCACGCCAAAAGUGAAAUGUUGUAAAACUAUUUGGGGGCUAUACGAACAUGUAUCUAACGGACAUCAAAAUAAUGUGGCAGCAAAUCAAAUUACAAGACACGCGGCUGGCUCUUCGAGGGUGGAAAAUGGUAAAGGGAAUGGCCAAAGGAACGGCGGUCGAACAUAGAACACAACAAUUACAUUAAGACACGAUAAAAAGUUGUGCAACAAUCUUGCAACCCCAACCACUGAACUAAACCAAACUAAACUGAACUGAAGAUGCCACCACCUCAUCCGAAGGACGAACCACAGUCAUUGCACAGCUUUUUCAACUUUUUGUGGCUUUGUAAUUCGAAUACAAGAAGAAGGCGCGUGCUCUCAAGCGGCGACGACAGCAACAGGAAACAGUCGGAGAAAGUGAAACAGAGAGCUAGAUUCGGGUUAGAAAGCACUCAGAGAAAUAAUGGAGACUUAUGGACUUUAAUAUGGUCACUGGAUAAACAGUUAAAUCACAUUCAAACUUGAAGUCUUCGGGUCUUAACCAAAAUGUUGUUCAGAGAGGCAAUUUAAAUAGAUUUUUCAUUAUUUUCAAAUAUUUUUUUUUGUUUUUAAGCUUUUAAUGACAUAAAAUAUAGAAUUCAGCAAGAUUAAGUCAUGUCUGCCAAUUGGGGCGUUCUGCACAUACAUAUUCUUCGUCACUUGUUCGAGAGAAAACUAAACAAUUAAUUUUAACUACGAAUUUCAAUAUAAUUUUGUGCAAGUGCAGAUAGAUAAAACUUUGUGGGAAAGGGGAUUGGGUGGCGUUCAAGCAAAGUCCGCUUAAGCAAUUCAGAAGGAUUUAUUUUCGGCCACAAAAGCGAAAUGCCCGACAAAGCGCUCCGAACAACAAUUAAAGUAAUGCUGACCAACAACCCACGCCCGACUGGGUGGGAUUAGAUGGCAGGCGGGGGGUCCUUCGGUCCAGUCGAGUGGCGUCCGAUGCCAGGACGAACAAAAUCUUAAUUAAGGAACUUCCAAGUGGGCAAGUGUCGAACGGCAGUGGGAGGCAUUUUUUGAGAGAUUCGCUGGGCAACCUUUUUAUUUUUGGCCUGCCAGCACAGCACAAAAUCGCUACAAAGGAAACCCUACGGCUGAGUGUGGGACUUGAGUGACCCAGAGUCCGGUCGGACUUGAUACUGGAGCAUUGUCAAGUUAAAUGAAGGUUUCCUUUUAGGACUUUUUGCUUAUGACACUGGCCAGCUGGCCAAGAUUUAGGAAGUUUUCCAGCCCGACGCGGAGCAGCGGAGGGCCAACUGAAAUGAGUUAAUUCGAUAUUUGACACUUUCGGAGCUCGCAUUCCACACAAUCUCGGUAUGUGAUGGGAUCCAGACCCCGGGCUUUUGUCUCCCUGCGCAGUUAAUAAAGUUGGUCCGGACCAGGACGUAAUUAUUUGCCUGCUAAAUGGCUUUCGGACGACAUUUCGGGGUCGUAAAUGGGGGCGAUUUAGAAAAUUAUGUGAAAAUAAGUUGCCUUUUGUUUGGCCAUUGGCCGUUGGCAGUUGGCGGUUGUUGGGAUCGUAAAUAACGUUCAUAAUUGGGCAGCCUCGAAAAGUUGUCGGCAGCAGGGGCAAAGGCAAACAGAACUCGAAAUAAACAUCUCGGCCGUAUGGAUAGCAAACAAUAAUUAAACUUAAUUGCCCUGUACAUUGAAACGUCAAACUGUAAAUUAUAGUUAUUAACAUUUACUUGUAGCGAAGUUUACUUGAACUAGCAUUUUAAUUCCGAAUAUUGCAUGUACAAUUUCCAUAGAAUAUGUAUUUAAAAUUUACCAAAACAAAAAGAUUAAAAGUAAAAUAGAACAAAGCGGCAGCCAGGAAAAGCCGUUCGAGUAACGUUAAUAUUUGCAUUUAAUUUGUCGAAAAUCAAACUAAAAUGCGAUAAAAACCCACAAUAACAACAAAAACUAAUUGCCAAAUAUUUGACGUACAGUUUGUAGCGUUAGCCAUUAAAACCUUUGUAUGUACGGUUACAGAUACAUCUAUACAAACAGAAACAAAGAAAUGACAAAAAAAAAAAGAAAUACAUUCUAGCGUAAAGCCGAGCAAAUAAUUAUUAAACAAAUACUUCUAUUUACAAAAACACAACAAAUAUUUAGUUAAGCCAAAAUGACGCGCAGCAUUUUAAUUAAACAACGGAAAAUCGAGAGCUCUCAAAAACAGAAGCGAAAUACAAAAAUUGCAAAAAGUAAAGGUAAACAAUAGUUGCAGCAUAAUUUUCCAUGUGUUAUUGUAAAUAGACAACCAAAACUAAUUGUGAACAUAUAGAAAAAAGCUGGGCAGACCAGCUGACAAACAAAGAGCAUUCAAAAUAAAAUAUCUGAUGGAAGAGAAGUUCCAUAUAUAUACAUAUACAUUAAUGUUAGAUUUAGUGCUGCCAAAAUCGUAGCGUAAAGGGUUGAUAAAGCAAAAUAAAGUAUAUAUGUAUGAAGAUUAAAUAUAACACUAGUAUUAAGUGAAAUGUAUUAUUGAUUUAGCAAAUAUUGAUAGCAAUUAAAAGUGUAAAGAUAACAUGGCAAACAUUUUAUGAAAUCUUCUCGAAAAACAACACAAUUUUAAUGCAAGCAACAACCCGAAAAAAUGUGAAAAUAAUAAAAUUGAGAAAUUUAAUUUGAAAGAGUAAAA
This is a messenger RNA of Drosophila rhopaloa, 8863 nucleotides long. It is a transcript of the gene 2mit, whose product is annotated as chaoptin. The transcript has 5 exons. The record is from RefSeq and is a predicted model, not a curated record. Gene Ontology annotation, molecular function: protein binding. NCBI's taxonomy places the organism in Eukaryota, Metazoa, Arthropoda, Insecta, Diptera, Drosophilidae. Bases 1197 to 4610 code for a protein of 1137 amino acids.